CCGGGACAUUCAGCAGUUUCACACGUCAGUUGGUUCAGCUGUCAAGACUUUCCUGCACGUGAAGGAGCUCCUCUGUUUAAUUACAUCGUUAGAGAGAAGCGAUGGCGCUGAUGGGGAUUCAGCUGGUGGUCAGCUUGCUGGCUGCCAGCAUUAUGCAGAGGAUGGCUCCACAUUGCUCAUUUGCACGCUGGCUCCUCUGUAACGGCAGUUUGUUCCGGUUCAAACACCCGUCAGAAGGAGAGCUGUGUGCACUGGCCGGGAAACAGAUGCCCAAACAGAGCAGGAGAGACAGGAGACAGAAUGGGGAGAGCAAGCCUCUCACUGUGCCCAAAGACAUCGACCUUCACCUGGAGAAAGCUCCAGUAAACGCCAUUGACGCUCUUGUGCUGCGGUUCUUCCUGGAAUACCAGUGGCUGGUAGAUUUUGCAGUAUAUACAACGGGUGUCUUCCUGUUCACUGAGUGUUACUACAAUGUUGUAGAUGCCAGAAAAGAGGUCAACAUUGGAGCCAUCUGGUGUGUCCUGACUGUACUGUUCAGUCUAAAGACCCUUCAGACACUGAUGAGCCACUACUUCCGCUCCGAGGAGGGCGGUGAGCGCUCAGUGUGUCUUGCCUUUGGCUUCCUGUCUCUGCUCGUGGCCAUGCUGGUGCUGGUGGUCAGAGAGGACUACCUGGAGUUCGGUUUGGAGUCUGCCUUUUCCAGCCUCUUUGACAACCUGGAAAUCUUUGCCAGACAGCAGGGCUAUGCUGACUGGUCAAUCCCAGUGACCAAGCUGACAGUGAAGCUCGGUCUGGCUGCCAUCUGUGCUUACAUUGGGUCUCUCCUGGCCUUCCCUGGCCUGCGACUGGCUCAGACUCAUCUAGAUGCUGUACAGAUGAACUCAGACCGCCCACUCAUCCAGAUUCUGCUGCACAUGGGUUUCUUGUCUCCAGUCAUCGUGUUGAUUCUGUGGGUGAAACCCAUUGCAAGGGACUUCCUGGCCAAUGCACCUAUGGGGAAGACUUCUGUCACAAUAGUUUCCAGUGCAGCAUUUGACAGCAUGCGCCUGUGGAUCAUCGUGGCGCUGUGUGUGCUGCGGCUAGCACUAACUCGUUACCACAUGCAGGCCUACCUCAAUCUGUCUCAGAAGUGGGUGGAGCAGAUGAAGAAGGAGGCGGGACGCAUCGCUGCGAUUGACAUUCAAAGGAAGGUCACUCGUAUCUUUUGCUACCUGACUGUAAUUACUCUCCAGUACCUGGUUCCUGUUUUUCUCAUCCUGUUCUCCACACUGGCACUCAAAGCAUUAGGCGACUUCUCCUGGAGGACCGGUGCAGAGGAGACCCCCGGAGUGACACCAGCACUGGUGAUGCCCACAGCAGCACCUGUGCUACCCACUGGUCUCGAUGAGGAUGAAGAGGGGAUGGAGGAUAUGGAGGAGGACAUCCAGGCCACAGUAGCACGCCUCUCAGAGGCCUUCACAGCACUGCGGUCUGUCCUCACUCCACUUUUCUUCCGAGGUUUAUUUGCUUUCCUCACGUGGUGGGUGGCUGCCUGCCAGGUCAUCAGCUCUCUUUUUGGCAUCUACUUCCACCAGUACCUUAUGCAGAACUAACUGAGGAAGAAAUACUGUUGUAAUUGCGAUGCAACCCCAGCCCUCAUGCUGUUACAAAGGAGAGCUGCAAACAGCAAAGAGGACAUUUCAUUAAAACACAUAUCUACAGACAGAAUGCACCUUGCUUUUGGCAGCAACAGAAGUUUUGAUAAAGGUUUGUAAAGUAGACGAGUGAUGGGCGCUGUCUGUUGCAAUAUCGGCUACCUUGUUGCCAUUAGGACUUUUUUGUGACCAGCAGGCUACUGGUAUCAAUAACACAAAUGUACAGAGAGAACUGGGGCCUGUAUCACAAAGCAAGUUCAACUUAUGCCGGCUCUCUUUGGGUUACCUGGCUUCACUGGGUCUAAUCCUUAAUUACUGGUAUCACAAAGCUGGUUAUCAACUGGCUCAAUUAGUUCGGGGUUUACUGAUCCAACUACGGGUGCGUUCACGUGAAAGAGGCAAAGUUUUUAAUUAAAUGCAACAUCAAAGGUACUUAAUAUAACACAGUGAUACCCACAGGGAAAUUAGGUUAUUGGUAGCGAAAGGUGAUAUUCAGUGAGGUGAAAAAACCCCUCCUGAUGCUAAAGCAGUUCUAAAGCAGCUAAAGAAAUAAAUUCCUACUAAUAGGGCUGUCCUGAUUACCAUUUUUUGGGCUCUGAUGCUUCAGUAACAAUGACCCACAAAUAUUUGGUUGGGUAACUCCAGUCUGAAGUUCAUUUGAGAAAAAUAUGGGAUCUGAAGGGGUUGAUGAGACAGGGAUGCAAAGCAAGCGUUUUGCUAGUGUUAACUCACAACCUACUUUAAUCUGCUAACCUUGCUUUUCCCUUCAGUUCUCUUUCCCCCAAACACACACACACACACACACACCUCUGUCUCUCUCUCUUUGCACUUCUUUGCACACACCAUCGUCCCCUGUCCGGCCUCUUUCUGUUCCUCUCCCCCUUCUGUUGACUUUCUCAGCAGUUUUUUAUAAAGUUGCCAACAUUUUGGAUUUUUCACUGCGAUUCCUUUUUUACAACAGCAGGCGAACCCCAUGUGGAGAAGGCUUGUUAUUAAUGACAUAGCAUACUGGUUCUCAAACUAUGGCAAGUGUACCACUGUUGGUACACAAGCUGCUUCUAGUGGUACGCGGAGGAAUCUUUGAAAUAUUAUUUUUUUUUAACUGAAACUCGUGAAAAUUGUGGCUCCAAACAGGAUGUGUUGGAAAGAAAAGUGUGAACCAGCAGUAACCCCUUUCCCCUAAUUAGCUCUGGUUCUUGGCCUGGUUUCAUUCAAGGUUCAAGAGCAGUCAACAAUAAAUAAUCUUUUUAUUAGAAAUAAACCUGCCUCCUGUGUGAACUGUCCAUAGCUGAAUCCAGUCGGCCAACACUACUGUAUUUUAAUGUCGGUCAUAAUGCUGGUGUUUGAAGAGCCUAAUAUGAGGUUGUACACUGUAUAAAAAGUUUGAGAAACACUGAUGUAGCAUAUUGAAACAAACAUGGUACCAAAUGCUUAACUGGUCCGUGCUUGUGAAAUAGGCUAUCCACAUUUUUUUUUUAAAUCUCUCAUAAUAACCAUUCUGAUCAGUUCAGUUAUAAGCGAGCCAGCUUUGUGAUUCUGGAAAACAAGAGUUAAGCCCAAAGACAUCCCGCUGACCUGCUAAUACAGGCCCCUGAUCAUCUUCCAGCUACUUCAGCUGGACUUUUUUCUGCAACUUUUCAGAUGUACCUAUGCCAGUGUUACCUGGAUUGUUCUUAAUAGAACAUUGUUAAAUGCUGCAUAUAAGAUGUUUAAUUGAUACCAGGGGAAGUAUUAGUGCUUAAUCCCUGUGUAGAUAAGACGUUUUAUUUUUGUGAGGGACUCUGUCCCCCUUAAGAAACCGAUUCAAGAGUGCUAAAUCUUCUUUUGUUAUCUUUUUCUGCUGUAAUGUUUUGAUUGCUAAUAAGUAGAAGAGCUCAGAUCCAUCCUAUUGUUUUAAACACAGUUGAAGGUGAAUGAAAACUGGUUGUGGCUGUGGCUGUGUGUUAGCCAAGAACUGAAGAGCUUUUUCCUUCAGAAUUCCUAAGUGCCUGGGAGCUCAGGGAUUUUGAGUCCAUUUUAAAAUCCACUUUUCUCCCUGACCAUGUAUUUAGAAUGAAUAUAAUCAGUUGGUUAGAUCAAAUUAACACUCCAAACACAUUUCUGUUUUUCCUUUUUAUUUUCAAACACUACUCACGGGCAACAUUUUCAGUUGCAGUUAAUUUCUUAAUUAGUUACGUCAGCUUUUAGUAGUUUUGCUGUUUUUGUAGCCAAUCAGUCAUGUACGUGUAAGAUUAAUCAAAGCCUACUUACAAUCAGUUUGGCGUUAGUAGAUUUUAUUUAUUUAUUUAUUUAUGAUACAUUGCCUUUAAUAACUUGUUACUUAGAAAUGAUACAGAUGCUGCAGUUCUGUACAUUUUUGUAUUCUGUUUGUGGCAAAUGUUUGAUUUUUAGUGUGCAUUUUUUUAAAUAGUGUAAUUGAAUGCUCUGAAAUCAUUAUACUGUGAAGUUCAUAUGAAAAUGUUGCUUUCUGAGAUUUUCUGAAUGCAUGGUGUGCAAUUUAUUUUGGCUGUAACCUGAAUGUUUUUUUUUGUUUGUGUGGCUCAAUAAAACAUUUUAUUAUUCUCAG
This is a messenger RNA of Morone saxatilis (striped sea-bass), 4200 nucleotides long. It is a transcript of the gene tmem161a, whose product is annotated as transmembrane protein 161A. Lineage: Eukaryota; Metazoa; Chordata; Actinopteri; Moronidae. The transcript has 11 exons. The record is from RefSeq and is a predicted model, not a curated record. The coding region runs from base 102 to 1592 and encodes 496 amino acids.